Molecule: messenger RNA, 4756 nt
Organism: Vanessa atalanta (red admiral)
Lineage: Eukaryota; Metazoa; Arthropoda; Insecta; Lepidoptera; Nymphalidae
Gene: lin
Product: protein lines
Exons: 2
Coding region: 263-2728 (821 amino acids)
Source: RefSeq, a predicted model, not a curated record
UCGAUAUUCUAUUCAACUAAGUUGUGUUUUAAGUAAUCAUAUAUUUUUACGGAAAUAUCAAACAAAUUCUUGUGCUAUAGUACGUUUUUGUGGUGAAGUGGAUAUUUGAUAAUAAUUUAUGGAUACCAAGGGCAAUAAAACGUGUGUAAACAACCUCAUUUUCUCAUCAAUGAGUAACCAUAAUACGAAUAUCACAAUGGAACUAUUGAAUACACGUUAAUUGUGCAAAGUACAUAUUUUGAGCGCCCAUACACGCGGGUUAAUGGUUUUACGAGGGCAAGUUUGUUUUCCAACAUCAGAUGAAGGGAUGGCUUCGGACCAACCUGUCAAGAAAAAACAGAGAAUUGAUGGUCCCGAUAUCGAUGAUGGAAGCGACAGAUCUGCGGAGGAUAUUCUCACGGAUAUAUAUGAUUCGGAGACUCCGCCUGUCGAUACAUCAGGCGAUUACACGACGAGAAACGGCGAGUCACCUGACAGUGGUACUGUAAGUGAAGACGCAGUUGAUUGUUCUGCCAUAUUGAGGCUUCCAAGUGAAAUCAACAUUGGCACAAAUCCCUCCAGUUCAAAUAAUGUAGCACUAUGGACAGCUGCCGAUGAUAAACUCCUUACUGAGUUACGUAUACUUCAGAAUGCUUUAGUUGGACAAUGUUUGUGUGGUUUUAAUGAAACAUCCCUGUCUCAGCUGUUUGACAGAAGAUUACAUAUAGCAUCCUGGCCGUUGACUUGUUCUCUAACAUACCUUUCUACAAUGCAGCUUAUGUUUGACAUUUAUUUAAAGCAAAACAAUACUGGUACAAUAUGUUCAAGAUUGAUGUAUGCGUGUGACAUAUUUGUAAGGAAUAGACACGAUUGGAUCACAGAGGUUGUGGAAUUAUCGGAAAACAAAAGUAAGUUUAUAACAUUUGUAGCGUGUAGAGUAUUGGCUAGCUUUUUAAUAGUUUCAAAAGAUACCGUUGAUGAGAAUUGGUUGCAGCAGAUCACAGAGAACAUAUACCUCUUUGAUAGAAUAAAUAGGAUAACAGUACAAAAAAUUAACUUCAGCUUAGAUAUAAUUAAGAGGAUAGUUGAGUGGAAAGACGUUGAGCAACACCCAUUGGAAGAGAGUAGUUAUGUAAAUACAGCGGGAAAUAUGCAGGUUCAGGAAGACAAUCCGUUUAGAAGUGGUCCUAGUUGUGGUAGCAGUAGUAACAGUUCACAAAUGCCUUCUAGUUCUAAUUCACGUAGUGAUAAUUUACAUAGUGCUUUUUCGAACUUACAAACCCAUAGUGCACCAUCAACUUCAUCGGGUGAAAAGUCUGAUAACAGUAAGCCAUCUCAAUUUAAACUUAGCGAGCCGGUUCUUAAGUUUACCUCUGAACAAACAAUCAGUGGGAUGGAGCAAUCUGAGUCCCCUGAACCUCCUCAGUCUAGGAUAGAAAGAGUAAAUGAACAUGGAUGCAUAACUGUAAUAUUAACUGACUCGGAAUCCUUUGACACAUCUCAUAUAAAAUGUUUAACGAUAAAAACUUUAGAGCAUCACUGGCCGAUUUUAGUUAAAAACAUGAAGCUGCUUCUACUAAGGUACCUGAAUUUAUCUAAUGCUGAAAAUUGUAUAUUAACUUUUUUUUCUCUGUGGGAAAACAUUAUUAGUGUUAAAGCGAAUCUCUCAGUAAUAGAUACUAAACCAUUUUAUGCAGAUUUGCAGGGCUUUGUUGAUUUACUGCGUAAUACAAUGUUGCCAAGUUUAAUUUAUACCCAUAUACUUAGUUUAUUUAAUGAAGUGCUUUGUUAUGGGUCAACAUUAGCUCUUCAAGAUAUAUUGCCAGAAGAAAUAUGUUGCCUCGCUCACUCCAUUGUACGAUAUGUUAAAGAUUUUCGUCUCCUCAGUGAAGUUAGAGUCCAAAGUAGUAGAAGUGGCUUUGGUUUUCUAGGUCACGAUUGUACAGUGAUAACAGAUUAUUCACUAGGAUCAGAAGUCGCUCCUUUAUCAUCUUCGAUACAAUUAGUCGAUCAGAGUUAUGGAGAGGAAGAUAAUGAAGAAAAUGCACAGGCACGUAACGAAGUUGACAAAACGAUGUUACAAAGAAUGUCUUUAUUAGUUCUUAAAUCUGUAGCAGUUACUGUUAAAGAAAUGCGUUGCGAUUCAUCAGAUAGUUCCAUAGAUUCCUCAGAUUAUAAUGCUAUUCAAGACAUGCAAAUUGUGGAGAGAUCUAUUCGUGAUGUUUUGAAAAAAUUGGAUGUGUUUAUAAGGAAUCGUUUCGAAUUUCAUCCUGAGACACCAUUUACAAAAAUGUUGAUACAUUUAUUUAGCGAGCAAGAUGACUAUUUGAUAGAAUCAAUGGUAUGUACAUUAGAUAUAACAGUCGGCAUUGUUUAUAGGAAUUCUAUGUAUCCAGACUUGAUUCCCAUGUUGAAUCCAAUUAUGUCAUUUAUUGAAUUCCUCAAAGUCGUUUCCCACGACAGCGAUGUUCUAUUGGAUUAUCUUGUGAGUAAUGAAACAUGUUUCCUGCUGUAUUUGCUCAGAUUUUUGAAAUAUGUAAGACGUAAUUGGCCCAAGUUCCUUGAGACAUGUCAACAGGCGGACUCUGGAGGCACAAGAGGCCUAGAUGAUACAAUGAGAGUAUUGAUAAGGUUACGUCUGCAAAUCAGUAGGUUAGUGUCUAAGUCGUUGUUCCCAUACAACAUAAGUCCUGUACUUAGACUGCUGGAGGUCUGUGAGAGCCUCUAUGAGGGUAAUGAAUUUAGCUGAAUAAAUAUAUCCUGUCAAAUUUCAUCAAUGGUACAAAAACUUUCUUUCUUCUAUUUUAAAUUUUUAAUGUAUAUAGUUAAGACAAAAAUAAUUUAACGUUAGAAUCUAUGUUAAUUUAAAAUAUAAUAAUUUCAUUUUUAAUGAGAUCAUUGUAAUAUCUUUUUACUUUUAUAUAAAAAUUUCACAAAGACUGUCGGCAUAGGUAACAUUCCAGAGCUUGUUAAUUGGUUUAGAUAUAGUUUAAUUACUAAUUAGUUAUGGUUUAAUUAAUUUAUAUUAACUAUAAUGUUGUAAUUUUCGUAAUAAUUUUAACUAUUUUUGUACACUCAACGAAAGUCUUCCCAAAUUAUUUGAAAUGUAUGAAUUUUAUAAGGCAUUUUAUUGAAUUAUAUUAUUUCAAAAAUAAUUUAGCUGUGUUUGAAGAGUUGUUAUUAAUAUACUGUGUAUCCUUCAUUUGUUUUUUUGAGGACAUUCGUAGAUAAUAUCUAAAAAAAAAUAUCACAUUCAAUUACAUUAUUAGUAGCCCAGUGUUUUUGCACCGGCAUGCUAUGUAUACACAGUCGUUCUUACACCAUACGUGAUCAAGAAAAAUUGUGAGUUUUUAUAACAGAUUAAAAAAAAAACUUUGCCAAUUUGUAAUCAUUUGUAAAAAAAAAAAAGUGCCUUAAUGUAAACUAUGGUGCUUUCAUCUCCAUUUACUGAAUUACUGUAAUUAUAAAACCAAUUUAAUCGUGUACAAUACGUUCGUAUUAAAUUAAUUUAUGGUAUAUUAGUUUUUUUUAUUAUUAUGUAGGAUUAAAUUAUUUUUAUACAUUUGUAUAUUAGUAGCGUUAAUGCAUAUGAAAUGCGGGUUUUAUUUUUUUUUUUGUCUACUAAAUUAUAUUCCUUGUCACAAUUGUAAAUAUAUAGCCAUCAAUUACCAUUUAAUGAGUAAAUGUAAUCAGUAUUAAAAACAUUAUUAUAAUUUAUACGAGUAUACUUAUAGUUUAUCACAAUAGAAUUUUUUCGUGGGUGAAACAAAAAUUUGAAUUACGAACAUAACCUAAAUACAACGAAAUCGCGAUUUUUUUUUAAAGUUUAUGUAAACGAAAAUCAAAACUAUUCGUACCAGUUUCUAAUUGACCUAAAUUAAAUUCGAUAGUAAUAUGUUUUAAUAAAAAAUGGUUUCAUGUAUAGAAAAAGUUCUAUUAAAAUAAUCUAUGCAUUAUUAUUAUUAAAAAAUCACUUGGUUUAUUCGUGAUAUACAAAUUAUAAAUAAAAUGCUUUAAAAUUAACAUUGAUGUUUCAGAAGGUGAAUGGUAAAAUUAAAAAAAAAAUUUUUGAUUUGCGAACGAAUUUACCAAGUAAAAAUGUAAUUUUUUGACUAUCAUCUAUAACUAACUUUUUAGUCCCUACUGAUUAAACCUCAGACUGUUAUGUAGAUGUUUAUGUCAAUAUUGUUUUAUAAAUAAGUUUCUAUUUUGUUAAUAUACUUUGAUAAAAGCGGAAAGUGAAUCUCAUAUAAAAUGUCCAUACAGAAAUAUGAAUACAAAAAAACAUGAUUUAUUUGCUAUCUUAACACAUACAAUACUGAAAAUUUAAUUAUUUACUUACUUUUUUUUAAACAUUUUAAAGUUAUAUCUCUUGCCAAUUAUAUUUUUAAUGUAAUAUUCGAAAAAAAAAAUAUGUUUUCUUUUUUCAAAUAUUCCCAUAAAUAAUCUAAUUUAAUAAAUGAUUAUUUUAUCGAUGCCAAAUUAAGUACAGCAUGAAGUAAGUCAUAUUAGUUAAAACACUUUGGUUAUAUUCAAAUAUGUUUUAUUGUUUAGUAGCUCAUUUUUAUUAUAAGUCAGAUUAAAUUUCGAGCGGAUGUCAUCACUCUGCCACAAUCCAGCCAUUGUUAAUGUAACAUCCAAGUCUUCCGUUGAAUAAUUAAAAAAAAAAACUCCAUGUUAUGUGUGAAACAAAAGGCAUCUGAAUAGUUAAGAUAAUACAUUGUUAAUGAUAGUAAUGGUAAUUUAAUAUAACAAUAAAACGAAAUAUUUUUGUACA